CCGCCCCCAGCGCGCCGCUUCCGGGGGCUUGAGGGAACUGCGCUGACGGGCAGCUCGGCCACCGCGGACGCGUCCCGUGCACUCACCAGCCGAGAGUUGGUCUGGCCCGGGCAGGUCCGCAAGGCGGCGGCUGGAGAGGGAGCCAUGGGGACGGUGCACGCCCGGAGUUUAGAGCCUCUUCCGUCAAAUGGGCCUGAUUUUGGAGCAUUAGGUGAAGAAGCCGAAUUUGUUGAAGUUGAACCUGAAGCUAAACAGGAAAUAUUGGAAAACAAAGACGUGGUAGUUCAGCAUGUUCACUUUGAUGGCCUUGGAAGGACUAGGGAUGACAUCAUCAUGUGUGAAAUUGGAGAUGUUUUUAAGGCUAGAAACCUUAUUGAGGUGAUGAGGAAGUCUCACGAAGCCCGCGAGAAGUUGCUUCGUCUGGGGAUCUUUAGACAAGUGGACGUCUUGAUCGACACCUGUCAAGGUGAUGAUGCGCUGCCCAAUGGGUUAGACGUCACCUUUGAAGUGACUGAGCUGAGGAGGUUGACGGGCAGCUACAACACCAUGGUGGGGAACAACGAGGGCAGCAUGGUGCUCGGCCUCAAACUCCCUAAUCUCCUAGGACGAGCAGAAAAAGUGACUUUUCAGUUUUCUUAUGGAACAAAGGAAACUUCCUACGGCCUGUCCUUCUUCAAACCACAGCCUGGAAACUUUGAGAGAAAUUUCUCUGUAAACUUAUAUAAAGUUACCGGGCAGUUCCCGUGGAGCUCACUUCGGGAGACAGACAGAGGAGUGUCCACAGAGUACAGUUUUCCCAUAUGGAAGACCAGCCACACUGUCAAGUGGGAGGGCGUGUGGCGGGAGCUCGGCUGCCUCUCCAGGACGGCGUCUUUCGCGGUGCGGAAAGAAAGUGGGCAUUCGCUGAAGUCGUCCCUUUCACACGCCAUGGUCAUCGACUCUCGGAAUUCCUCCAUCUUGCCCAGAAGAGGCGCCCUGCUGAAGGUGAACCAGGAACUGGCUGGCUAUACUGGCGGGGACGUGAGCUUCCUCAAAGAAGACUUCGAGCUUCAGUUGAAUAAGCAGCUCGUGUUGGAUUCGGUGUUCUCAGCCUCUCUCUGGGGUGGAAUGUUGGUGCCUGUUGGUGAGAAGCCAUCGAGCAUUGCCGACAGGUUCUACCUCGGAGGACCCACCAGUGUCCGUGGAUUCAGCAUGCACAGCAUCGGGCCCCAGAGCGAAGGGGACUACCUGGGAGGAGAGGCCUACUGGGCUGGUGGCCUGCACCUGUACACCCCGUUGCCCUUCCGGCCAGGCCAGGGCGGCUUCGGAGAACUUUUCAGAACCCACUUCUUCCUGAACGCGGGAAACCUCUGCAACCUCAACUAUGGGGACGGUCCCAGAGCCCACAUUCGCCAGCUGGCGGAGCGCAUCCGCUGGUCGUACGGAGCGGGCCUCGUCCUCAGGCUCGGCAACAUCGCUCGCCUAGAGCUCAACUACUGCAUCCCCAUGGGAGUGCAGCGGGGUGACAGGAUAUGUGACGGUGUGCAGUUUGGAGCUGGGAUACGGUUCCUGUAGCUGGCGCACCCUCCAGAGUACCUUGGGGACACAGGCCACUGGAGUCACCCGUGCCACACGCCUUCUCAGGGGGACAGUCAAGGGUCUUGGGCCACGGCUCUGCUGGAAAACCAUGCCAAUAAAUUUUAAAGACAAACA
Messenger RNA from Marmota monax (woodchuck), 1692 nucleotides. It is a transcript of the gene Samm50, whose product is annotated as SAMM50 sorting and assembly machinery component. Gene Ontology annotation, cellular component: SAM complex; outer membrane. Lineage: Eukaryota; Metazoa; Chordata; Mammalia; Rodentia; Sciuridae. The transcript has 15 exons. The coding region runs from base 145 to 1554 and encodes 469 amino acids. The record is from RefSeq and is a predicted model, not a curated record. Gene Ontology annotation, biological process: mitochondrial respiratory chain complex assembly; protein insertion into mitochondrial outer membrane.